Molecule: messenger RNA, 3900 nt
Organism: Cyclopterus lumpus (lumpfish)
Lineage: Eukaryota; Metazoa; Chordata; Actinopteri; Perciformes; Cyclopteridae
Gene: git2a
Product: G protein-coupled receptor kinase interacting ArfGAP 2a
Exons: 20
Coding region: 423-2750 (775 amino acids)
Biological process (GO): regulation of ARF protein signal transduction; brain development
Molecular function (GO): protein binding; GTPase activator activity
Source: RefSeq, a predicted model, not a curated record
GGAGCCGGGGAGAGACGUUUAUUUCCUGAAUGGCCGAACUCUGGGCACAGAGUGCCCGUGAUAGCAGGUCGCAGUCGCAGCUGCGAAGCUGCCACGGUGACUGCUCGCGCUGCUCGUGUCGUUGUCAAGCAGAGACUGCAGAGUAAACUGACGAACGGGAACAGGCUAGUUAGCUAACGAGGUGCUAGGUCAGCUCACUUGCAGACGAGCAGCACCUUACUAUCGUGGGGUAACGUUAUAAUGGUUGUAACGCCAACGCGAGCCAAAAAGAAAAAGGCGAGCAACAGUUUAAUGAACAGGCAGGUCGUUGUUCAGGUUGUUUUUAAUUAGCUAGUUGUAGCUAACGCGGAAGGCAUCCCACAGUAAUCAAUGGUUAGACCAACGAAACGGACUUAAGACUGGGCUCAUUUGAAAAGGAAAGGAUGUCUAAACGCCUGAGAAACACUGAGCUCUGCGCUGACUGCAAUGUUCCAGAACCUCGCUGGGCCUCCGUCAACAGGGGUGUGUUGAUUUGCGAUGAGUGCUGCAGUGUUCAUCGAAGUCUGGGUAGACACAGCUCCCAAGUCCGUCACCUGACGCACACACCAUGGCCUCCUACGCAGCUACAGAUGGUUCAGACUUUAUACAGCAAUGGUGCAAAUUCAAUAUGGGAGCACUCUCUUCUGGACCCUGCAUCUGUGAUGAGUGGGAAACGCAAGGCCAACCCUCAGGACAAACUGCAUCCAAACAAAUCAGAGUUUAUAAAAGCCAAAUAUCAAAUGCUGGCAUUUGUCCACCGCAUGCCUUGCCGGGAGGACGACAGCUCGACAGCUAAGGAUUUAAGCAAGCAACUUCAUUCUAGUGUACGCACCGGGAACCUCGAGACUUGUCUCCGGUUGCUAUCCCUGGGAGCACAAGCAAAUUUUUUUCACCCAGAAAAAGGAAACACGCCCUUGCAUGUAGCUGCAAAAGCAGGACAAGUGUCUCAGGCGGAACUAUUAACGGUUUAUGGAGCAGAUCCUGGAGCCCCGGACAGCAAUGGCAAAACUCCCAUUGACUAUGCAAGGGAAGCUGGCCACCAUGACCUGGCAGAUAGAUUGGUGGAAAUUCAGUAUGAACUAACUGAUCGACUGGCGUUCUAUCUGUGUGGGAGAAAGCCAGAUCAUAAAAAUAGCCAGCACUUCAUUGUUCCACAAUUGGCUGACAGCAGUUUAGAUUUAUCAGAACUGGCCAAGGCAGCAAAGAAGAAACUGCAGUCUCUCAGUAAUCAUUUAUUUGAGGAGCUGGCCAUGGAUGUGUACGAUGAGGUGGACAGACGAGAGACUGAUGCAGUGUGGUUGGCUACACAGAAUCACAGCACUCUGGUGACGGAGACGACUGUGGUGCCUUUCCUUCCUGUGAAUCCAGAGUAUUCAUCAACACGAAACCAGGGAAGACAGAAGCUGGCAAGAUUUAAUGCACAUGAAUUUGCAACUCUUGUGAUUGACAUAUUAAGUGAUGCUAAGCGCAGACAACAAGGGAAUUCACUAACCAGUCCCAAAGACAAUGUGGAGUUCAUCCUGAAGAGUGUGGCUGUCAGGCAUUGCAGUGACAGCCAGGAAAAUGACCAGCCUGACUACGAUAGUGUGGCGUCUGAUGAGGACACAGAUCACGAGCUCCCCUCGAGUCAAGGAGACCGAACAAAGAGUCUGGACUCUGACCUAUCUGAUGGAGCCAUUACCAUGCAUGAAUACAUGGAGGUGAAAACCGCGCUCUCUGCCUCUGAAGCCAAGAUCCAGCACCUUAUGAAAGCCAACAACAACCUGAGCGAUGAGCUGAGGCUGAUGCAGAAAAAGCUGCACUCUCUGCAAAGCGAGAACUCCUCUCUCAGACGGCACGUCCCAACCAAUAUCUAUCAGAUCCCCGGCGCUUCAAACUACCCCGACCCCUCCAGUCCCUCAGCCCUGAAACGCCGGCAGUCUGCGCGGGCCAGUCGGCCCAUGUCUAUGUAUGAGACCGGCUCAGGCCUGAAGCCCUAUCUCCCUAAAGGGGAAACUCUCUACCCAGAGGAGGGUCUCCCCGCCCUGCAACCCUUCCCACCUCAUGCCUCAAAGUUAGAGAAGCAGAGCAGCAUGCCGGAAAGUGACUAUGACAACACAUUCAAUGAAUCAGAGAUGGAUGAUUCGGGUAUGUGCAGGAGAGGGAGGCUGAGGAGUAGUGCCUGGCUGGGGGAGGGCAGCUCCAUCCCAGAGCUGGAGGAUCUGGAGAUGGAGCCAGACCCGUUGCUUCCCAGCACGGAGGACGUCAUCCGCAAAACGGAGCAGAUCACCAAGAAUAUUCAGGAGCUGUUGCGAGCUGCUCAGGAGAACAAACACGACAGCAGACCAUGUGAGCGUGAAGGUGUACGCCGGCUCAGGCACAGCCUGGGAUGUUUCAGCACCCUGGUGCCCUGGGCCGAGAAGGCCCCCCCUCCCCUUCAGCCGCUCAGCCAGCGAGCCCCUGACCCCGCCUCCUGCUUUAUACCCUGUUCAGAAAGAAUACAUGUGGCUGUAACAGAAAUGGCUGCCCUCUUUCCCAAGAAGCCACGCUCAGAGACUGUGAGAGGCUCUCUGCGCUUGUUGACCUCCAGCGCGUACCGGCUUCAGAGCGAGUGCAGGAAGGCGUUGCCUUCCGAGGGCUGCCCGGCUCCGGACAUGCAGCUGGUCACCCAGCAGGUCAUCCAAUGUGCUUAUGACAUUGCCAAGGCAGCCAAGCAGCUUGUCACCAUCACCACAAAGGAGAACACCAACUAACGCUGUCAGCAUCUCAGAUUAGUUUUUAAAUAUAUUUUGUAAUGAUUUUUUGGGGUAUUAGCAGUAUAUGCAUGCAUCAUUUUUUUAAAUUUAUGAAUACAUAAAUACAUCGGAGUGUAAAAGGAAAAUAAAGCAACUUUACUUCGCUGUUGUAACAGCGCAAUUUCUCUUAAGAUAAAAUAAUAACUUCUACGAAUCGUGUUAAAUCAAGCAGCCGGCCUGGGGACUGUCAUGGUUCAUAGAUUACGAGUAGACCUCUCUUAGUUAUGAAUCAAAUGUAAUCAGUCCAUAAUGUAAAUACCUAUAAUUGAGAGAAUAAAUUAAGCACAGUACAGUAAAUCCACAUGAUGAGAUUGGCUAAUGUCCAAAGCCAGAAACGGAUGCUGGAAAGCAAAAAAUGCUAUGGCUAACACUCUUGUGGCUAAAGGUGCGUCCUCAUUAAAAGCACUGUAAGCAUCAUCAUACUGUGAAGUAUAUCUCAAACAAAUGGUCGAACAAAUUUACCAUUAUGUCUGAAACUUCAUUAUUGCACACAUUGUUGCUCUGCAAUGCAAAUGUUUGUUGCAUCAAAAAAGCUAUUCAUGUGGUUUAUCAUAUGGUUUGUCCCUUUCAAAGUGAAAUCAGUCUCAGUUAUGUGUGCCCAUUUGUCAAUUCAGCGAAUGCAAAUAACGCUUGUUCAGGGGCCAAGUUGUAUUCUUCACCAGCACCAAGAUGUUGUGGUAUUAAGUUCAAAUGAUCUGGUGUUCCUUCACACUGCACUGUGUUCUGCGGUCGUGUGUGCCAUUGCAGUGUUGGUGAUGUUACAAGAUAUUUAGAGCUAAUAGCCAUACUGUGUGUGUAUGUUCUGGUUUGUUGUGCUUUCUUCCAUUGCUGCUAGUUCUGUAUUUAAUGUGCAACAUAUGGGAUAGAAGUCUUGACGUCUCUCGUAUUCAUCCUCACCAAGUGUUUCAGAGUUUAUUGCCAUUUUGAAAGGUUUUUAGGUAAUGUCCCUCUGUACUUGACCGGAGUGCAGGGAUACAUGUGAUGCAGCUGUUAUGUUGCACUUCGGAAAAGUAAUUAUUUUCUAAAUAAAUUUAAUUUAUAAAUAUAGCCUGUUGUGAUUUGCCAGAUGAUGAAUGUAUCUAGUUUAACUUUGCAUUGUUUGAAUACA